This is a messenger RNA of Rubroshorea leprosula, 2757 nucleotides long. Lineage: Eukaryota; Viridiplantae; Streptophyta; Magnoliopsida; Malvales; Dipterocarpaceae. The record is from the annotation of a GenBank genome assembly.
AAUUCAAACCCACCACUUAUAGAGAGGCGGCAAACAGAGCCAUAAAUCAGAAGAAGGCUAUGGCUAGAGUCAAGACACCGAACCCACAAAAAGUUGGGUCAUCCCUUAGGAAGAGAAAGUUUGAUGGGAGCCGUAGACCCUUUAUCUUUGCACUGUCUAAGUUUGUUACUGGUAAGGGUUCUAAAGAGCUAAUGGUUGUCAAGACUGCGGGUCAAGCAUCAGCAGCCCAGCGUACUCAUCCUACUCCACUUAUUUGCCCCACUUGUGGAAGAGUUGGGCACACCCGUGACCAGUGUCACAUUACUACUGGGGCUUGCUUCAAAUGUGGCAAGCAAGGACAUCGGGUUGUUAAUUGCUCGCAGCUAGACCCCAGAGCUCAGAGUGCAUCACACUCUUUUAUAGCUCAAUCGUAUGCUUUGAAACGAGUUUUACCUAUUGAUACCUCCAAUUUUGAACUACAUGUGAACACCCCUUUAGGAGGGGUGAUGACUACUGGAGAUGUGUAUGUAUUUCCAGAGAAUCUCCCAAGUUUACCUCCAAAUAGGGAGAUUGAAUUGGCUAUUGAUCUUGUUCUGGGCACCAGACCUAUUUUCAAAGCCCCGUACCAUAUGGUUUCUACGGAGUUGAAAGAGUUAAAGGGUGCCCAAGUGUUUUCUAAGAUUGAUCUCCAGUCUGUCUACCAUCAGUUGAAGAUUAAACCUGAUGAUGUGCCAAAGACUGCCUUUCGUACCCGCUAUGGUCACUAUGAAUUUCUGGUUAUGCCUUUUGGCUUAACAAAUGCCCCUGCAAGAUUUUUGGAUUUGAUGAAUUGGCACUUAAGGACAAUUCUCAAGACAUUGAGAAGUGAGAGACGGUUUGCUAAAUUUAAGAAGUGUGAAUUUUGGGUAGAUAAUGUUGCAUUCCUAGGUCACGUUGUGACUAAGGAUGGAAUCUCCAUUGACCCCCAGAAGAUUGAGGCCGUGGUGGAUUGGAAAAGGCCAAAUAGUGUUGUAGAAAUCCGUAGUUUUCUAGGAUUGGUUGGUUAUUAUCGCCGAUUUAUGGGGGAUUUCUCUAGAAUUGCUCUGCCAAUGACCCAUCUGAUCAGGAAGGACACCAAAUUUGAGUGGACUCCAAAGUGUGAGAAGAGCUUUUUGACCCUUAAAGAGAAACUAGUCACUGCUCAUGUACUCGCACUUCCCAUCAAUGGGGAAGGAUUCACUAUAUAUAGUGAUGCCUCUAAAAAGGGUUUGGGAUGUGUCUUGAUGCAGAAGGAUAAGGUUAUUGCAUAUGCUUCAUGGCAGUUAAAGCCUUAUGAAGAAAAUUACCCCACCCAUGAUCUGGAGUUGGCAACGGUAAUAUUUUCACUCAAGAUCUGGAGGCAUUAUCUAUACGGUGAGACUUGUGAAAUUUUUACCAAUCACAGGAGUCUCAAGUAUAUUUUCACUCAAAAGGAGCUUAACAUGAGGCAGAGGCGAUGGCUUGAACUUUUGAAAGAUUAUGACUUGACCAUUAGCUACCAUCCAGGCAAAGCCAACAAAGUAGCAGAUGUGUUGAGUAUGAAGUCUUUUGGCACUGCCUCUAGCAUCCUUACCACCCAGAAGGAGUUACUUAAGGAUCUUGUGAAACUAGAUGUGGAGCUGUGUGUACCAAGAGAUCAUGCUUUAAGGCGUGAGAUUAUGGGAGAUACCCAUAAUACUAGUUACACAAUUCACCUAGCACAUUUCUUACCUUACCGAACUAGCGCAUCCAUUGAGAAGCUUGCCAAUAUGUACAUGAAUGAGAGAGUCAGGGUGCAUGGAGUCCUUGUGUCUAUUGUGUCAUAUAGAGAUACAAGAUUCUUAUCUCAUUUCUGGACAAGCUUGCAGCAGGCACUUGGUACUCAAUUAAAUUUCAGCACGGCCUUCCAUCCUCAAACUGACGGGCAAUCUGAGAGAACUAUUCAGAUACUGGAGGAUAUGUUGAGGGCUUGUGUUCUAGAUUGGAAGGAGGCAGGCGAGAGAAGCAUUUUGGACCCAGAAUUGGUGCAACAGUCUUUUGAGAUUGUGCAAUUGAUCAAGGAAGGCCUUCGUGCUGCACAGAGCAGGUGUCAUCCACUCGAGGUGUCCUUAGGUGUUCAUGAUGUGUUCCAUGUGUCAUUACUUCGGAAGUAUAUUCCCAACCCGAGCCACAUCAUUGAUUCCGAACCCAUUCAACUUCGAGAAGAUCUCACUUAUGAUGAGCACCCGAUCCGUAUUUUAGAUUUCAAGGAGAGGGAAAUGCAAAGAAGGACUAUUUGUUUUGUUAAGCCGCGUGUUCUACUCUUCUUCUUCUUAUCCCCUGCACCGAACAAGGAACCCAAGCCCGACAACAUCACCCACUUGAAAAACCGAAAUUUCCAGAUCUGCUCUGUUUUGUUCCUUCUGUCCGUGCUUCGCUGUGUGUGUGGGUGUGAAUUUUCCAAAUUUCUGAUCCCAAAAAUUUCCCCUACACCUCCGCUGGCUUCCCCCAACCUGCAGCUCCGUUUUGCUUGCUGAAAAUUCUGGUUCUUGAUUGUUCUACCACCCUAGCACUUGGAGUGAGUUUUCUGUGUUAUGUGACUGAGGAAGUGAAAGCCAAGGCAUGGUUAACCAGGGAGAGUGAUGAGCUAGACGGCUAGUCAGUAUUGUGAACUUAGAUCCUUUUUGGGCUUAGGCCAUUAGCCACACAUGCUUGUCAUAGAUAUGAAACGACAAAUCAUUUUUGUAUACUGAGUUUCCCUUGGUUAUAGCCAUGACUGUUUUAUAAACUUUUGUACAUCUG